Miscanthus lutarioriparius is the source of this 729-nucleotide messenger RNA. The record is from the annotation of a GenBank genome assembly. NCBI's taxonomy places the organism in Eukaryota, Viridiplantae, Streptophyta, Magnoliopsida, Poales, Poaceae.
AUGACAAGCGAGUCCGCCACCGUGAUCCAGAUGGACGACGGCAGGGCCCCGGUUGUCGCAGCAGCAGCACCACCAGCACCAGGAGCCACCGCCGCCGCGUCGUCGUCCUACGCCACUGCUCCAACAAGUAGCAGUGCUGCUGAACCGGCAGCGGCGCCGCGCAAGACGAGCACCGGUGGCGGUGGGCUCCCGUUCCUGCUGCGCUCCGGUGCCGGGGGGUUCCGGCGCUGCCUGGCCGUGAUCGACUUCCUGCUGAGGGUGGCCGCGUUCGGCCCCACGCUGGCUGCCGCCAUCUCCACGGGCACCGCCGACGAGAGGCUGUCCGUGUUCACCAACUUCUUCCAGUUCCACGCGAGGUUCGACGACUUCCCGGCCUUCACCUUCUUCCUCGUGGCCAACGCCGUCGCCGCGGGGUACCUGGUGCUCUCGCUGCCAUUCUCCGUCGUGGGCAUCCUCCGGCCCAACAAGGCCACGGGCGUCAGGCUGCUCCUGCUCAUCUGCGACGUGGUGAUCAUGGCGCUGCUCACGGCGGCCGCCGCCGCCGCCGCGGCCAUCGUGUACGUGGCGCACUCGGGCAACCGGCGCGCCAACUGGGUGCCCAUCUGCUUUCAGUUCCAUGGCUUCUGCCAGCGCACCAGCGGCUCCGUCGUCGCCACCUUCCUCGCCGUGCUCGUCUUCAUCGUGCUCAUCCUCAUGGCCGCCUGCGCCAUCAGACGCAGGCCCAGCUAG